Messenger RNA from Ramularia collo-cygni, 1827 nucleotides. RefSeq names its product related to PAP1-poly(A) polymerase. Gene Ontology annotation, molecular function: poly(A) RNA polymerase activity; RNA binding. The record is from RefSeq and is a predicted model, not a curated record. The transcript is spliced from 5 exons. NCBI's taxonomy places the organism in Eukaryota, Fungi, Ascomycota, Dothideomycetes, Mycosphaerellales, Mycosphaerellaceae. Gene Ontology annotation, cellular component: nucleus. The coding region runs from base 1 to 1827 and encodes 608 amino acids.
AUGGCGCAAAAUGGGGCGCAACAUCUCGGUGUCACGCCGCCGCUGUCGAAUGAUCCUCCAAAGGAGAUUGAUGUCAAACUCGGCGACAAGCUCAUGGAGGAAUUGAAGCAUCAGGGCAAUUACGAGCAUCCCGACGAGACACAAAAGAGGGCUGACGUACUAGCGAAACUCACAAGCUUGCUUCACCAACUGGUUCAGAUUGUCGGCAAGCAGAAGAGGCUCCCUCAAAACAUUUUGGAUGAGGCGGGCGGAAAAAUCUUCACAUAUGGAAGCUAUCGCCUUGGUGUAUACGGGCCGGGAUCAGAUAUCGAUACACUCAUGGUAGCGCCGCGGCAUGUGACGCGCGAGGACUUCUUCGAACACAUGCCAGGUCUGCUCCGGAAAGCAGCCGGUCCAGACGAACUUACAGAGCUCACACCCGUGCAGGGGAUUACAGUGCCCAUCAUCAAGCUCGAGAUGAACGGCAUCAGCAUCGAUCUGAUCUUCUCGGCCCUCACACUUGCUUCUGUGCCAAAAUCACUAGAACUGACGGAUAACAACCUGCUUCGGGGGCUGAGCGAAACAGAUCUGAGGUGUGUGAAUGGGACUCGUGUGACGGACAGGAUCAUGCAGCUGGUACCUCAGACCAAGAUUUUCCGAUUGGCGCUUCGUGCGGUCAAGCUUUGGGCGCAGAGACGCGCAAUCUACGGCAAUGUUGUUGGGUUCCCUGGCGGUGUUGCAUAUGCUAUGAUGGUCGCUCGCAUCUGUCAACUCUAUCCGCGAGCUGCUGCUCCCGUCAUUGUUCAGAAAUUCUUCUUCGUGAUCUCGAAUUGGAGCUGGCCUUCGCCCAUCACCCUCCAGCAAAGAGAGGUUGGUCCGCUGGCGGAGAAGGAGUGGGACCCGAGCUCGAACAAAUGGGACAAGUUCCACCUGAUGCCUGUCAUCACCCCUGCGUACCCCUGCAUGAACUCCACCGUUAGCAUCAUGCCGUCUACCAAGACCGUUCUGCUGGCUGAGCUCAGAAGGGGUCAUCAGAUCAUGGAGGACAUCUACUCUGGGAAGAAGGAGUGGAAAGACCUCUUUGAGCGCCACAGUUUCUUCUCGGCAUCGUACCAACACUAUAUCUGCAUCAUCACCGCAGGACGAACCAAGGAAGCACAACAAGCAUGGUCUGGCUUGGUCCAAUCCAGACUCCGACGACUAAUAACCGGCAUUGAGCAGUCGGAUGCUAACAGCGUAGAGCUGGUGCAGCCAUUCAACAAGGGCAUUGAUCGCCAGCAUGACUGCAAAUCGGAUGAGGAGCGCGAGGCCGCUCUUGGAGGGAGCUUGGAAAGCCAAGUUGGCCAAACGAAGACCGUCGACAAAUCUGCCGACGUCCAAGUGCAAGCUGUGGUCCAAGGCGACAGCGCAGCGCUCGAAGCAGCAGCAGGCAGUGGGGAAGUCGAGAAGCAGCAGGACGGCAUCCAAACGGUCUGGACGACGACAUUCUAUCUCGGCAUCAAGCUUUUAGAAGGCGCCAAAAACCUCGACAUAUCGUGGCCUAUCCUGGAAUUCCGACGAUUGUGCACGGAGUGGGAGCACUAUGAUUCCAACAUGCACUCCAUUCAGAUCAAGCACGUUCGAGACCACUCUCUCCCGGAUGAUGUGUUCAUUCCCGGCGAGGCGCGACCCAAGAAGAAGAAGGGGAAGAAGAACAAAACGAAUGAACCCGCUCGAGCUGGGGAUAACAAGCGCAGCGCAGACUCUGCCGGCCUACACGAGAAUGAGGAUCCUCGUGCUGCUAAGCGCGCACUGAAUGGGCCAGGGACAUCGGCCAAGGUCAACGUCUCUGCGAUGCCUGUUGGCUGA